Molecule: messenger RNA, 479 nt
Organism: Triticum urartu
Lineage: Eukaryota; Viridiplantae; Streptophyta; Magnoliopsida; Poales; Poaceae
Source: RefSeq, a predicted model, not a curated record
AGAAACAAGAAAAAGUCACGCACGGUCACUGCUAAAGCCACCUCCAUUCGUACACACGGCCAUAUAAACCUCAGCCUUCCUUAUGCCACCGCUCUCCUCCUUUCUCUCUCUCUCUACUCUUGUCUGAUGGAGUGCAAGGCGGCGAGCGAGUCGUCCUCGUCGGCCCCCUCUUCUUCCAUGGACAGCUGCGGCGCCGGCGGGCCGCGGGCGACGGUCUCCACGGCGUCGUCCUGCUACCGGCCGGCGAUCGGCAGGGGCCUAAGCACGGACCUUCACCUCGGGCUCAGCCUGCGGUCAUGCUCCUCCUCCUUCCACACGGCCGACGGCGUCUCCGCUUCCACUCCAAGGAGCACCCUGACGACGACGACGACGAUGACGAUGAGGCCAACGGCGCCGUCGUCUGAUCCGGCGCACCAGAGAGGAGGAGGCGGCGGCGGCCAUGGGCAGCGGUCGCUGUUUGUGAAGGGGUACAUGGAGGG